UCGGCAUCAUUCAUCGAUGGAGAGCUGUGGCUGGGCAAACCCAGCUUAUUGUUGCUUGCGCAAAUUCUCACUUGCAUCAAUCCUAUUCAAUACUCAUCAUCUUAAGACCAUUCGUCAAAUUGGGGCGAGUGCAAUGAAUAUGACCAGCCGCAUCCUACUUACGUCGCCCUCUCCCCGAACACUUCUCUUUUCACUUUCGACUGUUGCUGUGCCUCGCUAUCCCAAGGCAUAAUAUCAUUGACAAUGAAUCCGACUCCUGUGGAUCUUGAACCUUUCUCCUCUGUGAAAUGGGCCCUGCCGCAAGUCACUUCCCCCGGUUGGUCCAUUGGUAAUCGCUACCGCGCGGAGUCCCACGGUCUGGCCGAUUACUUCUGCCGAGACAUCAUCACGAGCAAUUCAGGAGUUUCGCACUGGGUGGAAGCAUACCAAAAGCCUUCUACAGACAGGCCACACGUGGAAAAAUCGAUAUCGCUUUUCAGUUUUGGCAAGGGGCUGGGCGGAUAUUCGGGCAUUUGCCAUGGUGGCGCCCUUAUGACAAUGAUGGACGAAGCUCUCGGGUACACCAUGGUCAAGGACGAGAUCGAGAACAAAGGCAGCGAUUGGUCGGGAGAAUGGCUGGAGAGGUUAAAGAAGGGAGAGUCGCUCUCGGACUUUCUUGUUGGGUUCAUGCUAACCGCAAAGUUGGACUUCACAUUCUUUGCUCCGGUGGUAUGUCCUGGAGUGAUAGGGAUCGAGGUUGAGCUCAUCGAACAUAAAGGGCAUAGAAUGAAGCUGCAGGGGACCAUGCGGGAUGCCAAGGGUAGGCCUUUACUCAAAGCUGUUGGAACGUGGGUUCGGCUCAGCCGGGCAGCGAAGAUGUAGUCCGAGAAGAGUUCUUAAAAUGUUGAUUUUCUUUUGUUCCAGACUGCGACAAGAGCACUCAGUGGCCAUGUGAACUAGCUGAUGUGUCCGUGGGUGUGAUUCGAACAUAUAGCAA
This is a messenger RNA of Aaosphaeria arxii CBS 175.79, 976 nucleotides long. RefSeq lists its product as uncharacterized. Lineage: Eukaryota; Fungi; Ascomycota; Dothideomycetes; Pleosporales. The transcript has a single exon. The record is from RefSeq and is a predicted model, not a curated record. Bases 244 to 861 code for a protein of 205 amino acids.